Odobenus rosmarus divergens (Pacific walrus) is the source of this 534-nucleotide messenger RNA. RefSeq names its product germinal center-associated, signaling and motility (gene GCSAM). The coding region runs from base 1 to 534 and encodes 177 amino acids. NCBI's taxonomy places the organism in Eukaryota, Metazoa, Chordata, Mammalia, Carnivora, Odobenidae. The record is from RefSeq and is a predicted model, not a curated record. Gene Ontology annotation, biological process: regulation of B cell receptor signaling pathway; negative regulation of lymphocyte migration. The transcript is spliced from 6 exons.
AUGGGGAACUCUCUGCUGAGGGAAAACAGAUGGCAGCAGAACACUCAAGAAAUACCCUGGACUCUGGAAAACCAAAGCUUCGAACAGAGAACAUCCAGAUGCUGGGACCACUACGUUGCCGAAGGGUGUUUCUGCCUUCCGUGGAAAAAAGUAUGCAUUUGUAAAGCAAAGCCAGAUUCCUCAAAGAAGAAUAAAGGAAUGUCAUCUGCUCCUGUGCAGGACAAUGCUGAUCAGAGCUCCUCGGAGGAUCUCUGCUACACCCACAUUAAUCAUGUCGUCCUUGGGAGAAAGCUAUCAGGGAUCUCCAGUGAGGGGUUCUAUGAGAACGUUUCCCCUAAGACCAAGACAUCCAGGAAGUCCUUGGGAGAAACCGAGACUUCAUACGCACUUCUCCGGGUGCCUUCCUCCCCAAGGCAUUUGUCUUCCCCAGAAGAUGAAUAUGAACUUGUAGUCCCUAGUAGAAUCUCCUUCCACUCCCUGCAACAGCCACAUCUACCUCUGCUACCGUCAAAGACUCAGGUUUCCUAUUUAUAA